Penicillium coprophilum is the source of this 681-nucleotide messenger RNA. RefSeq lists its product as uncharacterized. The annotation marks the transcript as partial. NCBI's taxonomy places the organism in Eukaryota, Fungi, Ascomycota, Eurotiomycetes, Eurotiales, Aspergillaceae. The record is from RefSeq and is a predicted model, not a curated record. The transcript is spliced from 9 exons.
GUCUUAUUAGCCAUCCAGGCUUUUAAAAAUAGAGAUAUUAGUUCUAUUUCUCUUACUAUACGUACCUUUAAUAUCCCACGUUCGACUCUUCGCCGCCGCCUAAGUGUACGAGAAAUAGCGAAUCUUCUCCUCGAAAAGCGUAGAACUACCCUAUAUCCUUUUCUCUCCUCCCGAUUCUCGAAGCGGUAUAAUUAUAAGUGUACGAAAUAUAAAGACCCUAAGAUUAUUACUAAGAUUAACCCUAAUAAUAUCUAUAACUUUAAUAAGACUAGUUUUAUAAUAGGCUUAAUAGUAACUAUAAAGGUUAUUAUAAGGAUUAGCGAUCACUUUUAUAACCUAGAAAUUGUAAAGUCUUUAUUAAAUCCUAGUUUAAUAGUCUUCCGGAUAAUUAGUGUUUUAAAUGGAAGUAGUGGAAGCACCUAUACCCCCACCGCGAAGAAGCGCUUCGCCGGCUUUAUAACUAUAUAUACGGGCCCUACUAAGGGUAGGCUUUUAUUAGCUAUCUGGGCUAUUAAAAAGCAAGAAAUUCGCACUAUUUCAGCCGCUACCUAUACUUUUAAUAUACCCUGCUCUACCCUACACGAUCGUCUUAAUAGCUAUACCGAACAAAGUACUAUACGCAGUAGCCCCCUAGCCCUCUAUAGUACGAGAAAUAGUGGAUCUUCUUCUCUAAAAGUGUAG